GGCGUUUGGCCUCGAUUCCUCGCGGUUACGCACUCCGGAAAAUCUGAACCACCGCGAACUUGUUGGGAGUGCACGGUUUUAGCUUGGACCUCUUCUUCGCAGGAAGAAGAAGAGCGAUCGAAAGUGCGCGCGAAUAAAGAAAUCGAAUGUCCUGCCGGAUAUCCGUCCUGUGAUACCCACAGCAGAAGGAGAAAUCGCUCGAAAUUGCGCCGGAACGCGUGUGUGUGCUGCGGAGAAAGUGGCCAGCGCCGUGUAUUUUGUGUUUCCCUUUUUGUUCGUUUCUGACGCCAAAGUUCGUGUGUACCCACACCCCCGCCAACCCCAUUCAUCAAACCCCCGGAAAAUGGGAUCAAAUUAAGACCAAAUUAUCUGUUAAAGUUAACAUUUACCAACCUUACUCGAUAAGAUCAUUAACGCCAGCUCGAAGGACAAAAUGAGUGUCUCAAAAAUUCUUCCAACAAACAUAUUUACCUCGCAAAGGAUUAUCAUUUUCUCCGUUUCGGCCGGAGUAGCACUGCUCGGUGCACUAGCAGCAUAUCUAGGGAGGCGAAGAACUGCGUUACCACCGCAACGACGAAUUCGCAAACCAUGCAAUCGACGCACCAGAAACAGCGUACGGAGCCCGAACGAUAUCGUGUCCGUUGCAGGAUCGCGCGUCUCGGCCCGAUCGUACAGCCCUAGCGGAUCCGUCCAUGCCGUCUCGGAUCGAAUGUCGCUUGCGUCCGGAUCACUGGCAGCUGCCGGUGGUGGCACUGGUUCGGUGGCAAUGGCAGCAGCCCCAGGUUCGAUCAUCGGCAAUUCCUCACCACUUUCACCGCAGCAACUCGGUGUCAUGGGUAUGGAAGCACUCGAAAACGCUGUAAGCUACUGGGAGGAUGCGUUAGCGGGGCGCGACGAAAUGGACGGACUACCGGGACGGUUUCUGCCCGACCAGGAAGAGUUCUGCCGCGAGCUGCAAAGUCUACUAGAAGCUGCCUACACGCUGCAGGAGCAGGGUGAACUCCUGUUCCUAGACGAGCGAUCAGUGCUGUACCGUGACGAGGGACACAAGAAAGCGAUCACCGAAAAUGGACUCACGAACGGACACCGUUCCGGAUCGGAUCCUAACUUUGAUUCGGCCGAAAGUUUCGCCUCCGCCCUGGAGCAAGUGGCCGACUUAAGGGAGUUUGAGGAUUAUAUGGACUCGACCGAUCUCGAGCGGUACCCACUGUACGCGAAUGCGAUCGCGAUAAACGACGAUCAGCAGAUUCCGUGCCGGGAGCUACGAACCGAUAUGGUUGGUUGUGCUUCCGACAUCGAGUACCUGGCGAAGCUGCACUGUAUACGGUUAGCGUUUCAGUUGCUGUUUAAGGAUCCCAAAAAUGGACGUUGGGUAGCCGAUACGGGACGACAGAUUCUAACCGAUCUGCUGUGCCUAGGUGACAAGGAUCCGAAGGAUUUCCUCGUCGCGUACGAGACGAUGCUCGAGUUUCUGCAGAAUCCGGCCAGCUGGAAUGACAUCGAGCUGGAGCUGGAGUCGCGCAAAGUCAAGGCGAUGACCUUCUACGAUGUGGUGCUUGACUUUAUCAUACUGGACGCCUUCCGCGAUCUUGAUUCCCCACCGGGCAGUGUGCUGGCGGUCAUCAAUAAUCGCUUUCUGUCGAAUAGCUUCAAAGAGAGCGCCCUGACGACGGCCGUCUGGUCGGUGCUGAAGGCCAAAAAGCGAUUACUAAAGUUCCCGAACGGCUUCAUGUCGCACUUUUACUGCAUCACCGAGCAGCUAUCGCCGCUAAUGGUGUGGGGAUUCUUCGGCCCCAACGAAACGCUCAAGGAGGUGUGCAAAUACUUCAAGGAGGAAACGAUCGCUUUCCUCGGCGAUAUCUACAACUUCCAGAAGUGCCGGUACACGACGGUGGAAGAGUUGGCCCAGGACAUACUGGAGUGUAUGAAAAAGCGGGCCAACAACAUUGCCGUCAAGUUCAACCAGUAAUCGUAGUAAGCAGUUGGCACCCUCGCGGCUCCUUCGCUUUUACUUUAGUAUGGUGCAGGUGAUGACGCGGGAAUGGUGGUUCGUUGUGUAAAGUGUUGCUCUGUUAUGGGGUUUCUUUAAAAUUUAAUUUCUAAUUUUUCUUUUAACCAGUUUUUGCCAAACUUUACAAAACCACGUGCUCAACCGUGAAUAAAAACAGACACCAAUAGUAAA
This is a messenger RNA of Anopheles darlingi, 2182 nucleotides long. It is a transcript of the gene Miga, whose product is annotated as mitoguardin. Gene Ontology annotation, biological process: mitochondrial fusion. Bases 434 to 1969 code for a protein of 511 amino acids. NCBI's taxonomy places the organism in Eukaryota, Metazoa, Arthropoda, Insecta, Diptera, Culicidae. The record is from RefSeq and is a predicted model, not a curated record. The transcript has 3 exons.